GUGAAUUCUCCAUUUUAUGGGGUUAGUUGUUCCUUCGGUUGGCUUUGAAAUGGCAUGCAUACAUUUACUUCUUAGAAUGCCACUGGAAUCCAGUCCAUUAAACAGAAGCUGUUAAUGCUGACCUUUAAAUUAAAAGAAAUUGGCAAUUAAACCUUAAAUGUAUAUUAAUUGCGCGACUGUUUUAGAAAGUAAUUGUUGUGUGUGUGGAUAGGAAGUCAGCUCAUGUGAAGCUUUGAUUCUCACACCCUGUGACUCUGAGUUUAUCAUUAGCAGAAAACAGAAACAGGAGCACAAGUCCUGCAUAACUAAUGAGGGAAGUCAAUGGUAAACCAAAACCACUAACCAUUGAAAAGAUUUCCAAAGGGCAGGUUGUGUUGAGCAUAUUUCUCCUUCUGACUUUUAAUGGGGCCAGCUGUGCCCUUUGCUUAAAGGUCUAAAAGUUCUUUUAGUUCUGCUUAAUUAAUAAGAUGUUCCAGCUAAAGUUAAGGGUCAUUCUGCUGCUCCUGCUUGUCGCAGUCAGAUGUGUUGCAGAGGAAACAACACCAGUGAAAGGCUGUGUUUGCGGAUACCCUGGAAUACCGGGAGAUCCCGGACACAACGGAGUUCCUGGGAGAGAUGGCAGAGACGGCCUUCAGGGGGACAAAGGUGAUAAAGGUGACAUUGGCCCCGCUGGACCUGCAGGUAUGGAUGGCCACAGGGGAGAAAAAGGAGAAUCUGGUAUUACUGGCCUAGCGGGAAUAAAAGGAAAAAGAGGAGAUAACGGAGAACGGGGGCCUCCUGGUAAAAUGGGGCCCCAAGGAGUGCAAGGACCCAUUGGUCCAAAAGGAAAUAAAGGGGAGCUUGGACUACCUGGACCACAAGGGCCAAAAGGAGAUUUGGGACCUCUUGGACCAGAAGGUCCACAGGGAGAAAUUGGACUCCAAGGUGAAAGAGGUAUUCAGGGACCAAUGGGACCCCCUGGUAAGCUGGGACCCAAGGGCGAUAUUGGAAUUCCAGGGAGCAAAGGCAAUAUUGGUUACCGUGGAGAGAGAGGGUCUCGAGGUGAGAAGGGCAGUAAAGGUGACAAAGGAGACUUGCCCGUGAUCCCUAAAAGUGCCUUCACCGUGGGACUCACAGCACAAACCAAACUGCCUGCAGCCAAUGCUCCAAUACGCUUUGACAAGAUUAUCUACAACGCGCAGAACCACUACGAUCCCCUGACAGGAAGAUUCACGUGCUCUGAGGCCGGCGUCUACUACUUCACCUACCACAUCACCGUCUUCUCUAAAAAUGUGAAAGUGGCCCUCAUGAGAAACGGGGCAAAGAUCCUCCACACCACUGACAACUAUCAAAGCAGCGAGGACCAGGCAUCAGGGGGGGCGGUGCUGAACUUAGAAGUUGGCGACAAGGUGUGGCUGCAGGUGACCGGGGGGGAUCUCUACAAUGGGCUGUUUGCUGAUGAAGAUGAUGACACCACCUUCACUGGAUUUAUCAUCUUUGGAGCCUGAUUUUUUUUAUUUUUUUUUAGCAGAGUAGAAUAGAAUAGAAUAGAGUAGAACUUCAUAAGAAUCAAUUACAGAAACAAGCUUAGUUUUAAUUGUUUUCUAUUUUUCUUUAAAGUUAAAUGUAAUUAAGAAAAAAUGAGUCCACAGAUUCAAUAUAAUUUCUCUCAGAUUUUUAGGGUUGAACUGUAUUGAUAAUUGCUUUGAAAAUAAUGAAGAUCAGUUGUACAGAUUCUUGAAAAUAAAUGGCAAAAUAAACAUUUUUAAAAUUAUUGGUGUUUUUUAUUUAA
Molecule: messenger RNA, 1771 nt
Organism: Oryzias melastigma (Indian medaka)
Lineage: Eukaryota; Metazoa; Chordata; Actinopteri; Beloniformes; Adrianichthyidae
Gene: c1qtnf9
Product: C1q and TNF related 9
Exons: 3
Coding region: 468-1487 (339 amino acids)
Molecular function (GO): protein binding
Source: RefSeq, a predicted model, not a curated record